This is a messenger RNA of Rhododendron vialii, 1944 nucleotides long. RefSeq lists its product as uncharacterized. The record is from RefSeq and is a predicted model, not a curated record. The coding region runs from base 615 to 1439 and encodes 274 amino acids. The transcript has 4 exons. NCBI's taxonomy places the organism in Eukaryota, Viridiplantae, Streptophyta, Magnoliopsida, Ericales, Ericaceae.
GGGUUUUGAGUCUUUUGACCCCCUCAAAAACUGCCAGUAACUUUACAAAACACACACUCUCUCUCUCUCUCUCUCUCUCUCUCUCUCUCUCGGAAAGGUCAUCUUCUAAAGAUUGAUUUUGGGGGCUUCACUUUUGCAACAAGAGUUAUCAUUCCAAAAUCAAAACCCUUCGCUAUCGGAAAUCAUACACGAUUGUAUAUGAACUAACUGCUUGAUUCCCAGGAAAGGGAGUUUGUUCCCCCCGUGGACAGUGUGAUUGGUCUCAAGGAAUGCGCGCGUAAGCUCCCAAACACCCUGAAUUAUUGAAAAAAAAAGAAAGAAGAAGAAAUGAAAUGAAAAGAAAGGGAGUUUGUCCCAAUUUGAUUUCUUGAAGGGAGAAGUAGAGGAGACACAGAAGAACAUAUACUAGAAAAUAAGUUCCAAUUUGUCCAAUUUGAUCCUGUAGGCUUGGUUAAAGAAUUUGUGCGCAAUCUAGAACAUAUUAGGAAAUACCCAUUUCAUGGUUUGGUAGCUAGGUUGAUUUUCAGAGGUACAGAUGUGAUUUGUGGAAUUAAUUUGAGAGAGUGAGACAUAAGUUUUGGUUUGGUAAUUAGAAGAGAGGUAGAGAGUGUGUGAUGGGUUCUUUCGUAGGGCAUGUUCUUCCAGGGACCUUGUUUCUUCUGGUUGGGAUGUGGCACACGUGGAGCUCCGUGGUCCGAUACAUCUCGGACCCCACAUCAUUUCGGGUUAGUGUUUGGAGUCCUGUGCCGGGUUUCAAUGGUAGGAUUAAGUUCUUGGAGCUCUACGUUAUAGUGAUUGGCGGUUUCAUUGACCUGUGUAUAGAGCUCUUGGUUGCUACCCGCUUGAGGUUCUUUGUUAACGGUGUAUUGGACCCCUCUCACAUGAUCAAUUUUGAGCAUUCCGGAAUGCUUCUCAUGUUCUUCAUCUUUGGUGUUGUCACACUGCUAUCGCAGAAAACCAGCUUUCUUCCCUUGCCAGAAGGAGCUUUGUGCUUGAUCGCUGCCUCAGCAUUCUGCGCAGAGUAUCUCCUAUUCUACUUCCACUCAGCUACCCACAAGGGGCUCGAGGGAUACUACCACCUCAUCCUAUUCCUCCUUAUUGCCCUAUGCAUUAUGUCGUCUGUUGGUGGAGCCCUCUUCCCGACAAGCUUCCCAGUUGAUUUGUGCAAUGGAAUUGGAAUAACACUCCAAGGCCUCUGGUUCUAUCAGACUGCGUUCACUCUCUAUGGCCCAAUGAUGCCUUCAGGUUGCCAACUCAAGGGGGAUAAUAUUUCAUGUCACUCAUCAGGUAGUGAAGUCAGAGGCGAGUUGCUUGCGAAUUUCCAACUAUUUAUGAUGGUGCUUGGUGUCCUUCUUGCUGUUGUUCUGUCGUAUGUUUUUUACUCUGCUUCAAGAUUUAGGCAUUCUGGUGUUAGAAGUUCGCAUCCAGCUGACAGUUGACUAGAUUGGGUUAAGGGUUACCAUUCAUCUACGGAAAGAACAACUCAAAUUUUUUAUUCCCAACUCGUAAGGCACAAAAAAAAGGUUCUACUUGAAUUUAAAAGAAACCUUAAUUGCAUUGCAAAGAAGUUUAAAUUCCUCAGUCGUCCUCUUGAUAUGAGAUGCGUGUCGCCUUUUGGUUCAUGGAGCUGAGUUUCGCUGUCGCGAACUUCUUCCACGGCGUCGUUCACAUGAAUCUCUAUCUGCUAGUUAUCAUCGUUGUUCUUGAACAGCUUCUUGCUUUGUUCGAGGUCUUUGAUGGCAUCCUUGUAAUUUUUGGCGCAUGAGUUGUACCGGAACUUCAACUCAGAGUCCUUUGUAUUGUUGUGAGCAAAAUUAAUCUCUUUGUAAAUUUUCUAGGACAAGAUAUGCGCUAGGUACCUCUGUGAAAACGCGACUUUUACCUCUUGCAGUUCGCAAGUCGUUCUUCAUCAAAUGGAGGAACCAAUGAGGGUUCAUGGACUUG